Papilio xuthus (Asian swallowtail) is the source of this 1291-nucleotide messenger RNA. NCBI's taxonomy places the organism in Eukaryota, Metazoa, Arthropoda, Insecta, Lepidoptera, Papilionidae. The record is from RefSeq and is a predicted model, not a curated record.
UGUCAACUGCCAAUGUCUCAUUGAUUUUUUGACAAUUAUGUACGAAUCGUAAUUCAUUUUCAGAUAUUAUUUCGUAAUUUACGUUUCCUUAUACCGGCUUUAAGGAAUAAUACAACCUUAUUUCUCCACAAACAAGGGAAAUUAGUAAGAUUUCAUCAUCAUGGAGGACGUUUUAGAUGAAGUUGUGUCGUCUGAGGAUUUGCAAAAAUUCGAGCAAAUAUUUCACGAGCAAUUGCAUAAAGGUAACGUGACUCAUAAAGCGCAAUUCGAAUACGCCUGGUGUCUUGUACGAAGUAAAUACCCAACAGACAUUCGUAAGGGCAUCUUGCUCCUUAAGGAGCUGUUUAACUCCCAUCCAGAUGGGAAGAGAGACUACCUUUUCUACCUUGCCAUAGGCAAUGCUAGGAUCAAGGAGUACAACAAAGCUCUGCACUAUGUAAAGGCAUUCCUUGAGAUUGAACCUGCUAACCAGCAAGUUCUGACUUUGGAGAGACAAAUCAACAAGAGAAUGGAGAAGGAAGGUUUGUUAGGCAUGGCGGUGGCAGGCGGUGCUGUGCUGGCUAUCGGCGGGCUGGUGGGACUCGGCAUUGCGCUUGCUUCUAGCAAGAAAUAGCAUUUAGCUUUACUAAUGAAUGCUAUUAUAGGUGUUCAUACCUUUUUUAAGAAGAAGAAGAUAAAAAGAGAAUAAGAAGAUAAAGGCAAAGUCUAUCACAAAAAAAUAUUAAAAUUUUCACAAUAUAAAUAUUAAAACUUUUUGUAUAAAUGUCAAUGCUUAGUGAUAAAUAUUUUCUAUAUCUUGCCACUUUUCUAGAUUUGGUAGAAAUUGGUAGAUUUGAUAUUAUCAGUCGCAUAAUUUUGCUAAUAUCUUUUUUUUAAUUUUCAGAGAAUAUUCUAUAAAAAAGUAACAUCUCUAAGACAUAGUGAUUUAUGAUUAAUUUUAUUUUAAAAGACAAACAAAAUGUCACUAUUGAUGGUUUAGAUUUCUUGCUAUUAUAAUAACAAAAUAAAUAACCAAAUCAAUACAGUUUAGACUGAUUAAUUUAUAGUUGCUAGUUACAAAAAAAAACUAUGAUAUAUAGAUGCAGGGCUUUGAAAACUUAUAUUUGCAUAAUUUGUUAUGUUACAUCAUAAUUCUUGUUUUUGUUGUUAUAUAGAUGGCAACAUUAAUGUAUAUAUAAAUUAAAUGUGUAAAAAUUAAACAUGGCAACACUUGUACUACUUGAGCUUCAAUAACAGUAUGCAAACUUAAAUAGUAAAAGUUUAAAAUCUUAAAUAUAUAUCCACGAUAUAA